UUCAAUAUGGUCCCAAACAGCUUUGUUUUGCAUUCAUAGGUUUUCAUAUCAUAAUAUACAAAUAUUUUACAAUUUGUAUGUUAAUAUGAAAAUCUAUCACUUUUAGUGUCUUCAGACAUUUAUUUAUGAUGAACUGUUGCUAUUGACUAUUUUGAAAUAAUUUGCAGUCACCAAUUUUGCUACCAAAAUAUAUAAAUAAAUAGGUUUUCAAUCCCAGAUGGUACAACCGAUGAAACCUAUGCAUAGACCAGUUCAUUUUUCCCUCCAUUUCUCAACUGCCAUUCAAAAAAGACAAACCAUCCAACACAGAACCGAGGAUUUCUUGAACCUUGUAUUGGACAAAGGCCCAGAUGUCAAAACCCUCAAAAUAAUCCAUUCCAAGAUUAUUUCCGACCCAAUUUUAUACUCGAAUACAUCCCUGGCCAUCAAAUUAAUGAGAGCUUAUGCUGCGUGUGGCAAACCCAGUAUAACUCGGAAUAUAUUCGACAAAAUUCCUGAGAGAAACAAUGUUAUUUUUAAUGUAAUGAUUAGAAGUUAUGUGAAUAAUCAGUUUUAUAAAGAUGCGAUUUUUAUGUAUAAGAGCAUGCUGUUUUGUGGUGUGGUUCCAGAUCAUUAUACAUUACCGUGUAUGUUAAAAGCUUGUUCUUCGUUGAAUAAUUUGUUGGUCGGGGUGCAAAUUCAUAGCCCGGCUGUGAAAAAGGGUCUGGACUUGACUCUGUUUACAGGGAAUGGGCUGAUUGCCAUGUAUGGGAAAUGUGGGUUUUUGGUCGAUGCAAGACAUGUUCUUGAUGCAAUGCCUUAUAGGGACAUUGUUUCUUGGAAUUCUAUGGUGGCAGGGUAUGCCCAGAAUGGAAGGUUUGAUGAUGCGUUAGAGGUUUGCAAAGAAAUGGGGUUAUUAGGCGUGAAACCUGAUUCUGGCACAAUGGCUAGCCUAUCUCCAGCUGUAACUAAUACUUCUAAAGAAAAUGUUAUGUUUGUGAAGGAAAUGUUCAUGAGCGUGGCUCGAGAGGAAUUGGUUGCAUGGAAUGUAAUGAUAGCAGUGUAUAGCAAUAAUUCUAUGCCCAGAGAGGCAGUUGAGCUUUAUUUGCAGAUGGAAGCUCAACGGUUGGAACCGGAUGCAAUUACUAUUGCUAGUGUUCUUCCAGCUUGUGGGGAUCUUUCAGCUGUAUCACUGGGGAUGCGGGUUCAUGAAUUCGUUGAAACAAAGGGGCUCCGGCCUAACCUGUCUGUAGAGAAUGCCUUAAUCGAUAUGUAUGCCAAGUGUGGAUGUUUAUCAGAAGCUAGGGAAGUGUUUGAUGGAAUGCAGUUAAGGGAUGUUGUCUCGUGGACUUCACUGAUGUCUGCCUAUGGUAGGAGUGGGGAAGGUCACAGAGCUAUUGAGUUAUUUGCUAAUUUUCAGGAUUUGGAUCUUAUUCCUGAUUCAAUAGCUUUUGUUUCAGUUCUUUCAGCUUGCAGCCAUGCAGGAUUAUUAUCUGAAGGCCGACAAUAUUACAGAUUGAUGACUGACGAGUAUAAAAUAGUUCCUAGGUUAGAACACUGUGCUUGCAUGGUUGAUCUACUUGGACGUGCUGGUCAAGUAGAAGAGGCCUACAAUUUUAUCAGUCAGAUGCCAAUGGAGCCUAAUGAUAGGGUUUGGGGAGCUCUUUUGAAUGCUUGCCAUGUUUAUAAUAACAUGGAUAUUGGGAUUGUAGCUGCAGAUCAUCUUUUUCAAUUGGCUCCAGAGCAGUCUGGUUAUUAUGUCCUGUUAUCGAACAUAUAUGCAAAGGCUGGGAGAUGGAAAGAUGUGGCAUCAAUUCGGUCAAUCAUGAAAGGGAGAGGAAUCAAGAAAGUACCUGGUGUUAGUAAUGUUGAGCUCCAUAAUCAGGUCCAUACCUUCCUUGCUGGUGAUCGAUGGCAUCCACAAUCUAUGAAGAUCUAUGAAGAGUUAGAUGUCUUGGUAGGGAAGAUGAAAGAGGCAGGCUAUAUCCCAAAAACCGACACUACAUUGCAUGAUGUGGAGGAAGAAGAUAAAGAAAACCACCUAGCAGUGCACAGUGAGAAGUUGGCCAUUGUAUUUGCUAUUAUUAAUACUGAACCAGGGGCACAAAUCAGAGUUACUAAAAAUCUACGUGUCUGUGAAGAUUGCCACAUUGCUAUCAAGUUCAUGUCCAAGAUUACUGAACGUAAAAUUGCAUUAAGGGAUUCAAACCGUUAUCAUCAUUAUGAAAAUGGGAUUUGCUCAUGUGGUGAUUAUUGGUGAACACAGACAUCCACACCCCUAGAUAGAUUCUGUAACAGCUUAUCCGAAUGUGAUUGCUUUAUCAAGUCAAGAAUAAAAUGAUGCCUGAUGACUUGCUCCCAACUUUAACUGGAUGUCUCAGUCAAAUAUCUUUCUGUCCUUUAUUUUGACCUGGUUUUGGAUUAUUUAAUUGGGCACCUUGCUUUGAGGAUCUAAAUUUGAGAGAUGCGCUGAGUUACUUCUCUGAAGAGGCAUGAUAUUGACUUAUUGAGGUAAAAAUAAUGAUGAGCGGGAAUUCUGCAGAAGAGCACAAUGGCUGGAAAAUGUUCACUGAGCUGACUCCCCAGAGUAAAUGAUGAUGAGAGACCUGAAUUUCUCCAUGUGAACCAUAACGAAUGCUCACCCAGACUUCAGUUGAAUUGAGCUCAAAUAAAAUCCAGCAUGAUUUUAGCCACUCUCUUUUUGUUAGGUUAACACUGAAAGCUUCCUUCUACAUUUUAGCAGUAUGGAAAUCAAUUUAGCUAGCUUAGAAAUUCAUCGGCAGAAGAGAGCAGUUUCAUUGUGAAUAACUAACAUGUUGGGUUUCAUUUUCUGGAUUGGUUUUCAGCAGCUUCUUAUCAAGGAUGUCUAGUUGAAAAAUUGAUCGGCAACAGAUGUAAAUAUUCAUCAAUUGAUGUCCUGUAGCUGGUGAUGUGCUCAGAUCACAACCUUAGCUCUUCGAAUGGAUUGCCAGAAUGCAUUGGUUGUUAGUGGUGGCUUUCGCCCCAUCUUUUGAAGUUCUGAUUUCGUCAUUCUUUAUUAGUUUCUUGUCUUAAUCUUUAGAAGUUCUGCAACCUGCAAAGUUGUUCUUUUCUUUUCUUUUCUUCGCUGUUACUGGGUUUGGGGUCAAGGUGUGAGUUUGUGGUACAUGGAUGAGCCCUGGCUUUGCUACUACUAUGGCCACUAUGUCAAAAGGUCUGGGCAAAUUUGUUGAUUAUGCCGUCGUUGGAGCCCCAGAUCUUUAUUCACCUGGUGUGCCAAGCUCUUCAUUUUCCAAGGGAAGAAAGAGAAAAUGGAGCUUUAUGGAUGAAUCUGCUCUGGUUCUUUGCUUGGGCCAUUUAUCAAGUUCUUACAUUAGCAUAUGCUCUGGGAAAGUAAUGGAAGAGGAGUCUUCGAUCGAUCCUGAUCUCAAUAUCAACUUCAAACGAGGAGGUCGCAGAAUAUCCAAUCAAAAGAUGGCAUCUUCUGGGACUUCAAAUGCACUUGAAGUAAGGAGGCCUAAAUUAGAUCUCGAAUUAAGUCUGUCUACUGGACCUGCUGAAUCUAUUUUCACUGCUGUUCAAGGGUUCAGUCCUUAUGGGAAGAUUUCUGAGUCACCAGCCUUUGUCAUUUCGCCUCAAGUUGUUGAUGAAGAGUCAAUGCCAUCUCAGUGGAAAACUGGGUUUUAUGUUUCUACAUUGCCAAAUAUUGCUAAUUUUGUUCCUGUUGACCAUAUCCAUUGCUCUGGCAAUCCUAUUCAAGUGACCCCUAAACUUCCAUUCCGUGCAGCAAUGACAGCUAGGUCAGUUGCCGGUACUUUUGGAUUGUUUAAUCAACAACAGAAAAGGAGAACCAGCAUGAAAAUCUGCCAGUUUGAAAAAUGCAUAAAGGGAGCAAGAGAUGCUGUUGGUCUCUGUAUUGCCCAUUGAGGUGGGAGGAGGUGUAAGAGAGCUGGCUGUCAGAAGGGAGCCGAAUGCAAGGCACAUGGAGGUCAAUGUUCUGUAAAGUUCACGGUGGUGGCAGAAGGUGCACAUUUUUGGGGUGCACAAAAAGUGCAGACAGGAGAACUCCAUUCUGUAAAGGUCAUGACGGGGGCAAAAGAUUUCAAUUUAAAAGGUGCACAAAGAUCGACCAUGUGGGAACUUUAUUUUGUGUUAGUUAUGGUGGCAGCAAGAGAUGCACUGAACUUGAGUGUACCAAGAGUGCAAGAGGGUGCACCAACUUUUGUGUUCGUCAUGGUGGUGGAAAAAGGUGCAAGCUCAAAGGAUGUACAAAGAGUGCACAAUGUAGAGCUGAUUUUUGCUAAGCACACGGUGGAGGUAAACGAUGCACUUGGGGACAUUUAGGUUCAGAAUUUGGCAGUAAAGGUGCCAGUUCAUGUGACAAGUUCGCUACCAGGAAAUCUAGUCUGUGCAAUAAACACAGUGCUCAAAUAGAAAAUAAACAGAUCCACGAGAAUGAUAUAACGGUUUCUAGCACACAGAAUCCACAUUCUUGUACAUUUGCACAGAUGAAAUGGACUUCUGCAUCUGAACACAAUCUUUUUGAUUUCAGUGAAACUAUAGAACAUGGGACUCCUUCAAUUGGCUAUGGAUACCAAUCGAUUUCUAUGCCAAUCCGACCGCAGGUUGGAAAUCUUUGCUCGAAUAAUUCUGAUCUUCCAGAAGGCAGGAUGCACGGAGGACCCUUAAUGGGAAAUCUCAAAUGAAUCACAUUCUUUUCAACAAGUAAAAAGAAUGAAGAAGCCGGAAUCCAAUUCAAGACAGGAAAAUAUUAUGCCCUGCCUCAUAGUUGUGUGUAAGCAAAGCUCCUGUUCUGUUCGUUUCAUCAUAGUUGGUUUGAGUCGGGUUUUCUGCAUCUUGUUCAUAUCGAUAUCUUGUCAUGACGGAUAAGAAAUUAUCGUUUCAUUAUUGUGUCACAGGAAUGGAUGUGCUUUUCAACUGAAAUCGUGGGUUAAGUUAUGAAGCUGGUCUGGGUUGAGUUGGUUUUAGGCUGUCUACAUCCCUUUCAAAUAUUUUUCUGUUUUAAUUUUAGUUUCUGUCUCCUGUAGAUAUUCGUAUCAUCAUAUGUAAAUUUUAAUGUUGUCCAAGUUACUUGUGGACUGUUGCU
Messenger RNA from Olea europaea var. sylvestris, 5065 nucleotides. Its product is annotated as putative pentatricopeptide repeat-containing protein At3g49142. Gene Ontology annotation, molecular function: RNA binding; protein binding; zinc ion binding. The transcript has 2 exons. Lineage: Eukaryota; Viridiplantae; Streptophyta; Magnoliopsida; Lamiales; Oleaceae. Bases 218 to 2239 code for a protein of 673 amino acids. Gene Ontology annotation, biological process: RNA modification. The record is from RefSeq and is a predicted model, not a curated record.